CUUGGAUCGUCCGAAAGACAUGCUGGACAUUUUACGUUUUCUGCGAGUUCAUAUUUCUUCGAAUUCUUGAUUUGCUGGGUUUGUUCUUCAACAUCCUGGCAUGUCUGACCAUCAUUCGACUGCCGUGUAUGAUAAGACAAUUUCCAAUCAUGGAGACCAUGGUUGAGUGGCGUUCAGUUGGUUUUGUUCACUGCCUGAUAUUUCUAAUGGACAUUCCAAUCAUUUUCAUGGCUUUUGGUGUCUUGGCUUUUUCUCUGGGAAUUGUAUAUUUUCCAAUGAAACGAGAGAUUGAAGAAAAGAGUAUUAAGUGUGAUUACACGUACAAAAACGACAACGGUAUAUAUUUUGGAGGAUUCAAACUGAGAAAAUUAGUAGUUCGUUAUUUUUUCAUGCAUUUGACAGGAAUGUUAUGUAUUCCAAUGCUCGUGUUUACAUUAUUGUCUUGGCGGUCUGUGAUUCUUGUACGGAAACUUCAAUUACACAACUAUUUCCAUUGGAAGUGGCGUAAGGUGAUUCUUUUGCAGUUUCUUCAGUUGUUCGUUGACAUCCCUUGCGUAUUCGUCGCGUUUUUUGUCGUUAUAAGUUGGAGGUUACCAUUCUACAUUCGUGGCGUGAAAGAAGUAAGACAAGAUCAUGGUUGGAGUACAUGGCGGUUUGUGGCUUUUCAGCAUUUCUUGCUUUUGUUUGUUGAUUUGUUUUGUUUCCUGUUGUUCAUCCUUACAAUGCUUACAUGGCGUUUUCCACUUCUCAUCAACGAGCUUCGAAGUGAUUCCUGUACUAACCAAUGGGAAGCCAGAACUAUUGUAGUUAAACAAUUCUUACUAAUCUUUGUCGACAUACCAUGUAUUCUUUGCUUUCUUGUUGUCUUGGUAACUGUAUGGCGACUACCACGAUUUGUAAAGAACUUGAAGAAGGACGAGUGGGAGAUCCGACAGAAUUGUGUGUACCAGGCCGCAAUGAUGGUGGUGGACUUUGUUUGUUUUCUCAUCUUUGGGAUAGUUUUAUUGACUUUAUGGAGGCUGUAUCCACUAAUCAGGGACAUUAAAAAAUACAAGAAACGAGUCACCUAUAAUCCAGAUGCCGCAGAAGCGGGGACUUCUGUUCCUGAAAGUUCAUACCAUGUUCCAGAAUUAAACGUUGUAUCACGUAGAUCUUCGUGGAAAAUCAGAAAAGCAAUUUGCAAACAUUUCCUAUUUUUGUUGAUUGAUAUACCAGCAAUUUUAAUUUCAACGUUUGUAUUGGUCACAAUGUUUAGGUUACCGUCCCUCGUGUCAAAGCUUAUUCAGUCUGGUGAUUUUUACGCCGAGUUCGCUAUGAUUGUUUUUAUGGAAGUUGUCCAACUUCUUGUUGACAUAGUGUUCGUGUUUUUCUUUAUUCUUCUCAUGAUACUACGUCCAGUUGCAUCUUGGGUACAUUUACUUGAGGACGAGGAGCAUCUGCAAUAUCGCCACAUUUGUUUUCAUAUCAAAUGGAUUCCCCAUUUGAUCAAAGAAAUUAAAGAAAAGUUGCCCGUGGCGUUGGACGAGGAGUUCUCGAUGUGUUUGAAAGAUAGAGUCCAUAUCGUGCAAGCUCGUACACGUAUGUCCCAGCUAUGUCAGCCGUAUUUACAGCAAUGGAAAUUAUUGCAUGGCAAAGUGUUGGAAAACGAUGGUUACCCUGAUCUUGCACAUUUGAUCGCCACAGUAAUGUGGUACGAAGGACGCAGACCAUAUAAAAUGAUCCGCCUUUAUGCCUGUGAACUUUCAUAUCUUGAAAAACCAGUACCAAGUGUUCAUGAUGAAAAUAUUGCCAAGUGCCAGCGGGAAAUGGCGGAGUACGAAGAAAAGCUAACCUCAGUUUACAACAAGCUUGAAAAAUAUGCUCCUCCCAAAGUACCAUUAUGGAGUAAUAGAAACGGCCUUUUUACAAGAAGUCGUCGAGAAACUCAGCAGGUGUUGUUACGUUUGCCUGGUGGUAACUUUAUAUAUUUUAUUUUACUACUGAUUAACUUACUCUUUAUGUAUCGUGGUCCAAAACUUGUUGUGAAUCUCUACCGUCGCUGGUAUGACCGUCGUUCUAUUAUAUUACGUUCACUUAAAGAAUACCUUUUAGAUGGCUUGACAUUUCUGAGAAUUUUGAUCGUUCUGAUAUUUGUUUAUCGAGCGCCUGCUCUCAUUCUUGACAUGACAAUCGAUAUAUUUCAAAAACACAGUUGGACAGCAGUUAGGGCAACUGCCAAACGGUAUCCAGUUAUGAUAAUUGAAGAUAUAGUAGGCGUUAUCUCUACGAUAUUGGACUGGCGUACCGUACGUUAUCUUUUUACCGCCGUGCUCUUUGGUAUUUUAAUUCCUGCUGACGUGCUGUUAACGGUAUUCAAGCUUUCAUUUGAUAAAUGCACGGCAUAUUUACUCUCAGGUGUAUUGUUUCUCAUCUACAUGGGAUUUCCUUUUGCAUUUGCCUUCCAUUUUGGAGAAGUACUCUUGAACGACGGUUUUGGGAUCAGCAUACCUUACAUUAUUGGAGCAUAUGGUCUUUCAUUUGUAGUCGUCCUCAUAUUUUUGAUAUCAAUAUUACUCCGAAACAGAGGAACUAAAUUUUCUGUAGCACCAGAACCGUAUGACUAUGUUCGUUUGAAUUGGGAGAACGUACAUGUAGUUGUGUUCGAGAUUGUUGAAGUAUUGCAGUUGAUAGCUCUGGUUUUCAGCCUGGAUGGAAUACCAAUGGCUGGUAGUGAAGUUCUUAAUGAAUAUUCUAACUACCUACUUUUUAAUUUUGCGUCAUUUGAAGUCAAACUUUCCCUAACUGUCGCGGGAUUUUUUGUAUGGUUCGUCGUAUGCGGUGCACCAAUUAUACUGGAGAAUAUCCUAGAGGAAUUUAAUGAAGGAAAGUGUGCUUCAAAUGCCGGAUGGAGAUUAGUCAUGUCUCUGUUUUCCAAUACUUUAUUUCUCUCAAUUAUUGAAGGACUUAGUGGUCUGGCCGCAUGCGAGUACUCGGACAAUAUUUGCAACAAUAAUGGUACCAACACCACAUGUUAUACUUCUUCUCUUCUCGACGAACCAGAUACAAUGUGUUGGGUUGGAAAACAUCGUGGUAUAGCACUAUUUGGUCUCUGGGGAUUAUUUUGGUAUACAACGACCUCCAUCAUAUAUGGUACUGAGUGUGGUGAAGUAGAUAGUCCUAAUGUAGACAUCAAAUUCUCUCCUGUGUACAACACCGUGAUUAAUUUCCUCAAAGCUCUCAUGAUUGGCGCAGUCGUGUUAAUCUCGGCAGAAAUUUACGCCGUUUUGGGUUUUCUCCUCUUUCUGACUUUAGUUGCAGUAUUCUUUACAAUUUUCUUCAAGCGGAUGUUUGGAUACAUGUGGUGUAACUCUGUGGUAGUGAGUUACUUCCGUGUUGCGUCAUUUGUUAUCCUCGGGUUCACCGUUUUAACGGCAUUCAUCGCUAAACAUUUGGAUGACAGCGGAUCGUUUAUACCUUUAGAAGUGUUUCUUUCAACGAGUUUUGGAACAUUGCUUGUCGCUUUCAUUGCAUCACUGUUUCGGAAAAAGCAAACUGCUACAGAAAAACAGCGCAAACAAUUUCGGGAAUAUAUUUUGACGCUUGAGAAACGUUUAACAAAAGGAAAAUUGAUGUUGGCUUCUUGGAAAAGCAAACGAAAACAGUGGCGAAGGCUUGUUCGACAUGUUUACCAAGCUCAAAAAUAUGAUCGAAAUGUUUCUCCUGAAGUCUGGCAAGGAUUAGAGCUGUCGGAAAGAACGGAUGGUUAUACCACACCUCAGAUCGGUCCACCACCCGGCCCUCCACCUGGUCCUCCACCUGGUCCUCCACAUGGUCCUCCACCUGAUUCUCCACCUGGUCCUCCACCGGACUUUGGUGCACAACACCCUAACCCUUCUUCACAAAACGUGCCAACCACAACACCUGGUGAUUUUACUGCACCUCCUCCCGCUGGCCCACCACAACAUUCUAACCCUUCCUCACAUCUUGUCUUGCCAAGCAUCACCACUACAAACAGUGCUUCACCUCCAACUGAAAGCAUAUCUAUAAUGCCUGAGCACUAUGAAGGCACGUAUGACUUAAACGAGUUCUUAGACAGCGGAGCAGAAAAUUAUUACCACCAGAACCAAGUGGAUGAUGAAACUAAAGAUGAUGCUGCCACGAUGCGUCAUUUGCAAUGUAAUGGUAAAAAUUUACUUUUGUUUCUGGAACGAUUUAUUCAUUUCAGUGCAUUCUCCUUCUCGUUUGUUGCUCAAAUACCAUUUUGGCGUCAAGCGGUCAGUGGCAGUAACUGGACAGGUUUAUUACACUGUGUUCAGGUGUUGGACAAAGCUCUGACAGGAAACUACAACGAACCUACGGGACUAGAUGUCUCGCUGGGUAAUCAGAACAUGUUACCGGGUGCUCUGGAUCCUGAUCCGGAUAACGGAAUGCCACCAUCUUUUACUCCUGAACCACGUGAUCCUGAAAGUAUCAAGCGCAUGUCUGAUGCUGAAAGAGAAAGAGCGUUACAAGAUAUUCGACGACUGUGUCCUCUAGAACCUACCUGGUUAGCAGUUUUUGAUAAAGUGCUGCCUACAAUCCCUGUCAUUCGCAAAUGGAAUCUUGAGGAACAUUCUAACAGUUUUGAACUCGUUUUACGACGAUCGUGCCAGGCUACAGUUGUCGAAGUUGGUCCCAAGGGAAUUAAACUUGCAAAAGGAGCAGUUAUUGUUCUUCCUAAACGCCUCAAAGGUGUCCUUUUUGAUCAUCACUUGACAUUUGAGAAACACUGUGAACCAGUGGGAAAGAAAGGUCCUGUGUCUGCUGCUGUUUCUGACAUUGAAAUUCUCAAGAUUGGAGAGAAAGUUUACUUUUGUUCUAAUGGUAAAAAGAUCAACGCUGAGAAAGCAAUUGAUUCUCUGAAAUCAAUUAAGUGGAAUUAGAACAAUUCUCGUAUUUUAUCGAAGCGAUCACUCAAAACAAUGGCUCUUGCCUGUGUCGAUGAUUUUGUGAAUUGAUAUAUAAAUAGUGUGCUAGUCUGUGAAAAUAGUGGAUAUGGGUCACAUGAUUCGUGAUUGGUAAAUAUAUAAUUCGUGAUUGGUAAAUAGAUAAUAUUAUUUAGUACAACGCCAAUAUUACGCUUUCCUUGAUAAUAUUUGCAAUUUCUUUUUAGUGUGAUUUGUCGCGUAUUUAUAUUUAUAAACCUACCACACCCAUUUUCUAUUGUUCUCGGUCGGUUUUGGUUUCCGACUAAAGACCAGGUUCUGAAGGUUGGGCUGAAAUUAAAAUGUAAGACCCGGUAUGGGUCUUACAUUUAAAUGUAUAAUGAGCCCGGUAACGGGCAUUAGUCUUGAAUUCGGGACUUGCAUUUGCAACAAAACUCAAGCCCCACAUCACCUUUUCGACCAGAAAACGCUGCACGUCUCUGAGUCGAGAAAAGAGACAACAGCCGUGUACCCCAGAGCCCGUCAAACUCUACCAUUAGGUAAGAGUUCUAUCAUUCGGCGCACGAGGACUAGUUGAAUCAACCGUCAAACUUGCUUGUGCAGGGAAUUUAUACAGUAAUAUCUGCUCUUUCGCUUGUGGGGCGUGAAAUGAUAUACUGAGCAUGCUUAAACACAUUAAAGCGUAUGUAUAAUGCGCAUGUUACACUUUAUUUCGUCCCACAACCACAACCUCUCGAGGACAAUAGAAAAUGGGUGUGAUAGGUAAAUAAACAACAUAAAAACCUCAUGGUCAGUCUUUCAUUGAAAUUCAAGACCCCGGCGCUGCGCCUCAGUCUUGAAUUUCAACGAAAGAUCUCCCAUUCGGUUUUUAUCCUAUAUAAUAACUUGUGCCUUCAUCAGGGCGAUAACAGGGUGACAUAAAAACGAUAUCGUCACUGGGGCAAUGAUUAUUUUUAAAAUAAAUUCCGGCCCUGAUAAAGGCACAAGUAUAUGAUAAACUGGUCAUCAUAGUCGGGUUGAGGUAAUAUCAGUUUUAUCGCUUUCAGAACGAUAUCAUAAAUUUAACAAUGGGUCCGACCUAGGAUGAAUCCAGAAUGACGCGCAUUUUCUGUCAGCUUCUUACAAGUACUAUACUGAUUGUAAUUAACCAACUACUACAAGUAGUUAAAAGACGGUGAGAAAUUCUGUCAUAUAAUUCAUACAUAUAAUUCUUAUAGUCAUGGUCAUGGACAUAGUACAUUUUUAGAGGUAGUAGCUGUAUACAGUUGCGUAGCCGGCCCGACGAUCUAGUCCCGCUAUGCAAAUAUUGCCAUGUCUAUAAGUCUUAAGGCUAGUUUCCACUCAGGAAAAUUAUCCGUGGAUUGGAACGCACAAGAAAAUUGUUCUUUGUCUUGUGAGCUCUGGGUUGGAACUAAUCAUGACUUUAACACAAAGAAAAAUUUUCUUGUCCGUUCCAAUCCACGGAUGAUUUUCCUGAGUGGAAACUAGCCUUUAAACCAUCAACACAAUAAAUUUCUAAAGACAUGAAUAAUGAUGAUUUGAAAUUUGCAUAGCGUGACUAAAUCGUUGUGCUGGCUACGCCAGUGGCUAUAUGUAUAAUCAAAAAGACAAUAUAAGUAUGUAAUUACGCUAUAUUUUUGUUUUGUAAUAAUAAGGCACUCAAUGCUCUUUCCACUCAUCGCAAAAACAACUUGCAUCUAAUUAAAAUAAAUUGUCGAGUUGGUUUUUGCGAUGAGUGGAAAAGGGCAUUUAAGCAUACACGAGGGACAGCAACGCGUAAUAGUUUUAGGCUUUUUUUGAAUGUCGAAUUUCGUAUAAUUCUACUGUAUUGGUCGACUUACAUUUUUGCAUUAUGCACAUGCAAAAUUCGAUGUUUGAAACAAUUUCCACGUCUUUAGUUAUGGUCGACCCUAAAUUCGAACUUCUUGUCUUUUCCCACCACCCUCGCUUUCUUCAUGAUCACAAUCACCAAGUCACUUUAAUUAAUCAUUGCACCUGCCUCGUCCCUUGUCUCUUCAGUUUCGAAUAGAGAUGAAAUGUGAAGCUCAAAUUAAUCGCGACCGCGCGUACCGCGUGCGGAUGAGGGACUGUGGAAGAGUAAAUCAUUGCACAAUUUAGGGACGGACCAUUAGAAAAGUGAUGGGGGGGGGGGAUUUUCUAAGAGGCAAUAUAUUUUUUUUUGUACACCUAUAGAAGAAAUAUAUUUUUUUCUCACUUGAUGGUUGGAAAUAUUUUUUUU
Molecule: messenger RNA, 7143 nt
Organism: Paramuricea clavata
Lineage: Eukaryota; Metazoa; Cnidaria; Anthozoa; Malacalcyonacea; Plexauridae
Source: the annotation of a GenBank genome assembly